Messenger RNA from Babesia bovis T2Bo, 4760 nucleotides. Its product is annotated as formin homology 2 domain containing protein. The transcript has a single exon. Gene Ontology annotation, molecular function: protein binding. The record is from RefSeq and is a predicted model, not a curated record. NCBI's taxonomy places the organism in Eukaryota, Apicomplexa, Aconoidasida, Piroplasmida, Babesiidae. Bases 111 to 4640 code for a protein of 1509 amino acids.
UGUCACGAUGUAUAACUUUUGCUAGACACAUCUGAUUGUUGUUGUUUAUCACGUCCGCAUGUUGGAUGUGUGUUGAAGUCAGUUUGAUGAGUUAGGGCCUCAUUUUGACUAUGGAGUACGUAGACUACGACAGUUUGACUGAAGCCGACAUUGGGGCCAUGGAGGUCCUUAAUGUGCGUUCUAAGGUCUCAGAGCUGCCGAUGAGUAGUUCUAGCAACAUAUCACCGUAUGCUCUUGGUAUGUCUGUUCGUCUUGACUUGGAGAAGCGCCGUCGUUCCACUCAGACUGACAAGGAGCGUGAUAUGAUGCUCGGCAGUUCGUUCAUGGACUCUCAGAGCAAGCUUGGUGCUAGUGACAAGGUUCUUGAGGCUGCUACUAUAUUACGCAAGUUGGAGUCAAACUGCGGCGCUGUAGUUUACCGCGAGGCGCUUGCAACACGUAUGCAGUUGCGUAAUAUGGCCUUGAAGAACUUUUCUGCUCAGAACUAUGGUGAAGCUUUACUACAGGCUCACUAUUCGCUUAUGCUUGCCAAGAAGUUCCACAUGGAGGUAUCUAAAACUCCAUUGAGUGGUGAGAUGGCUAUGGAGCUUUUGAUUUUAAGCAAAUGCUAUGCUGAAGUGGGUCGUUUAGAUGCAGGUCGUCCCUACUUACAAGAGUUUCGUUUUCUUGUUGAGCAGACGUUGAUUCAUUUGGUUGACCCUUCAGGUAGUAAUAAGCGUGGCGCAUCACCGUUGCCUCCUGGCAACACAUUGAUAAAUUGUGAUUCUAAGGUUUUUCCCGGCAUCGUCUUUACUUUGGGUGAGAUUUUGACAAUGUACGACAUGAGUGAAGACUCUGAGAUGUUUUUUUCAAAGUAUUUGAUAUUAUGUGAACGUGAGUUUGGCGAGAGCAGCUUACAGCUCAGUGAUGCUAUAAACAGCGUAUGUAUAUAUUUACUACGCAGUAAGCAGUACCUCAAGGCAUUGCCUUUGGCAGUUAAGGCUCUUGAGAUCCACAAGAAGCACUUUGGCGACUACACUAGUGAGGAUCCUGACACUCGCGUUGCUGAGAGUUACUGCAAUGUGGGUGUUAUAUAUCGCAUGGCUGGUAACCCUAUUGACGCUCUGCACAACUUGUUGAUAGCUUUAGACAUGAAGAUGCGUAUACUUCAGGAUCGCAGUCACACUCAGGUACAGGAUAUAUUUUUAUCUAUUGGAUGUUGCCAACACAUGAUAGGUAACUUUCACGCAGCCGCUUCUAUUUAUCGUGAGGUAUAUAUCACUCGAUGUGACUCUUUAGGCGCGACUCAUCCUCUGAGCAUAUCGGUUAAGCACCUCAUUGAGGACCUUGAUCGUGACAUUAAGUUGGCACCUAAAUCGGAGGAUUCCGAUAAGGACGAUACAACUUGCGAUGGCGAUAAUGAUGACGUCUUCUCGCGUGUCAAAGCGCUUGACAAUGAUAUGGUUCACUCUCAGGCUGACAGUAGUCGUACCACUCCUGGGAUAGAGGUCAGUCGUGUCCAAUCCCUAUACUCUAACAAGACCAAGCACUUUCUGAUUCCUUCAACAAGUAUAAUGCAGGUUCAGGAGUGCAUGGUGGUUAAGAAGAAGGUUUUGGACCUUUCUAAGCAGAUAUCAUCGCAAUAUGGGUGCCGUAGGCUACCUAUAAUUAAUGUUCCUCGUAUGGCUCGCGGCCGUGUAUUUAUUAAUGACGGUCAGCCUGUAAUGGAAUGUAAUCGUGAUGCGAUUGAUUUAUUAUUAGAGUGGGAUUUCGCACCUCCUGAGGUGAAUUCUGAGGGUGAUGUCACGGGUUCUGACCCCAAGUUACCUAAGGAGGUCAUGCUUUUUAUCCCUUUGAUGGAUGGUUCAGAGCCUAUAACUGGAUUUUACAACAAGCCUUUGUAUGUGCCAAAUCCUGGUAUAUUUCACGCCUUCAAGAGGUCUAAUGUUGUGCGAGAUUUUAAUGUGACUGUAAUCCCAGCGAAACCGGACACUAGCCCUGCAGCGCCUGAACCCAUUAUCAAGCGGAUGACUAUGACUGAUCCUAUGGUUAAAAUAAGCAAGUCUAACCAACUGCUUCUAAAGAAGGGAGGUGCUGUGAUACCUAAAUCAUUAGAUGGCGCACUUGCUCCUAAGGUCACAACGACUCUCCCGGCUAAAAAGCUUGGUCUUGCACCUCCUAAGAGCACCGGAGACCAACCUGCAGCCCUUACUCCACAAUCAUCGGAUGGCCAACUUGGAAUAAAACCUAAAUCUUCAAUCAGUGCUCUGUCUGGUGACGCCACCACUGCCCCUAAAGCUAAAUCGGCAUCUGAAGUCGGUGCUAAAAAAGCAAGUUCGCCGCCAGAAAAACCUCCAGAGCCAGAGGUUCCUCCUGUAGCCUUGGGUGAGAUGUUCCUAAAGAAGGCUAGUGGCUUGAAUAAUCGCAAUGCAAAAUUCUUGGCUAAAAUCGGUAACCUCGCGAAGAUUGUUGUCAAGCCUAAUCAAAUAUCGGUACCACUUCCUAAGGUUAAGGUACCUGCUCCUGUAACUCACGCAUCUCCUAUUUGUUCUGACAGUGACAGUGAUUAUUUGAGUGACGCGAUGACUACGUCAUCUGAUAUAGACGAUUGUGAGUUAUCCCCUGUUGUCUAUGAGGUUUGUGAAGCGCCUAUUACCAUGGCUACUUUGGUAUCAAUGCCUUUAGACUCAUCUAAGCUUCCACUUGUUUUGAGAUCUAUUCAUGAUCCUAUGCCUAUGGAUAUAUUAGCCAAGGUGCGUGGCAUCAGGUCACACAAGGACUCGGAUAAUGCCAACAAAUGCAUGUUACUAGACCAGAAUGGCGCUUCCUUGGCUAUAGUUCCAUGGCAGAUUGAUUUAAUUUCACUUACACUUGCGAAAUCUUGUUUAUCUCUAGAUUUAGCAGAGAAGUUUGCUCCCAAGUCUGGUGACAUAUCGGAAUCUGAUAAGGAGAAUGCAUUAUCGAAGUAUCGCAAGCUGCUUGCUGGUGAAGGCUUAAACGGCCUUGGAUUCAUGGAUAUCAUCGCUGGCAAGGCUUCACAAUCUCUUAGCAGUGCUGCUGGAGCUCUUGAUGCUGGUCUUGGCAUGGACUUACCUCCAUCUGUACUUGCCAACCUGAGGAAACAGGCUGAGGAGCUUGAACGUAAGGCCAAGGAGGAAGCUGAAGCUAAGCGUAUGGGCAGUUCUGGUGACGGCGGUGACGGUGACGGUCCCGGUGGCUCUGGGAUGCCUAAGGUUGUGCCUAUUUUGAAGAAGGGAGCUCCCGAGGUUAAGAAAGGUGCACCUCCUAUGAAGAAGGGCGCUCCCAAGGGACCUCCACCUGCUAUUAAGAAGGGUCUUCCUGCUAAGUCCAAGGGCAAGGGCUCGGGUCCAACUGUAGACAACUCUCGAGUUCGUCGUUUCUUCUGGGACCCUAUUUUCGGUGAUGACGUUAAGGGUACCUUAUUUGCAUCACCUAAGGGUUUGCCUAACCUCGACAAUCCAGACAUUGAGGAGACAUUUGCUAAAGCCGUUCCUAAGGCUCGUGUUGCCAUAUCUGCCAAGCCUAAGGUGCUGAGUUUACUUCCUGACUCCAAGCGUGCCUACAAUAUGAACAUUGGUCUGUCUAAGUUUGCGAAAUACACUUUCAAGGAGGUUAAGGACGCAGUUUUGAAUUUGAAUCCCGAGGUUUUGAAUGCUGAGGCUACUGAGAGCCUGCUGACAUUGCUACCUACUCAAGAGGAGAUUACUAUAGUCCAGGAGUAUGUGAAAUCAGGUGGUGAUGUGAAUGCAGUUGAUCGUCCGGAGCAGUUUGUGGCGGUCAUUUCCACAAUCCCACUCUUGAAGCAGCGUUUGGAAUGCCACCAGAUUGCCUUAACGUUUAAGGAGCACUUUGACGAAAUCGAGGCGCCUUUGUCACGUAUCAUUAAAGGCUGUGAGGACGUCAUGACAAACCGCAGUUUGAAUGUAUUGGCUAAUGUAGUGCUCAAGAUCGGUAAUGCGCUUAAUGCUGGUGACUCUAAGAAGGGUAAUGCUGAGGGUUUCAAGCCCACAACUUUCGCUAAGUUAAAUGAGUUCCGGACUACUACCAAGCCCGUGAAGACCUUGAUGCAAUACAUUUGCGACAUUGUGGCGCGUAAUGACGAGAGCUUGCUUCAGAUAUAUGAUGACUUACGUUCAUGUGAGGACUGUUCAAAGAUAGACAUGGCUGUUUUAGAGGGUGGUCUAGCCAAGUUAAAGAAUGACAUGCAGCGCGUCUCGAAUGCUGUAGCGUCAGCUGAGCGUUUAAAGGACCCUGGUGAUGAGUUUGUUCCAAUUAUGCGUGACUUUAUGAACGAUGCUCAGCCCAAGGUAUCUUCUAUACAGAAUCACUACACUGAGGUCAUGUUGCUAUUUCGUGAGACGGUGAACUACAUGGGUUACCCAGCUAAGGAGGUUGACAAGGUGAAGGUUGAUGAGUUGUUCCGCCACAUUUGGGGCUUUGUCAAAUCCGUUGAGGUCGCUCGUCAAGCUAGGCUUGAGGCCAUUGCUAAGGAGGAACGUUUGCGUCAGGCCGAGCUCCGUAAGCAGGAGAAGGCUGUUGCUCGUAAGAGCAAGAUGCGUACAUCGUUGGUUACUCCUAAUAUUACAGCAACUCCAAAGAUGUUGGACGACUUGGCGAACACCGUCAAGAUGCAAUCUUGAUUGGCACAGGUUGUCUAUUUACCUAUCGUAAUUUAUACACUACUGUAUCUAUUGUUAUAAUUAAGUUGUCUAGUAGAUUCUAAUUCACUAGGGUACACGAUUUCAUCUCAACGUCCGUUU